Messenger RNA from Diaporthe amygdali, 624 nucleotides. RefSeq lists its product as uncharacterized. Gene Ontology annotation, biological process: regulation of DNA-templated transcription. Gene Ontology annotation, cellular component: histone deacetylase complex. The record is from RefSeq and is a predicted model, not a curated record. Lineage: Eukaryota; Fungi; Ascomycota; Sordariomycetes; Diaporthales; Diaporthaceae. The transcript has a single exon. Gene Ontology annotation, molecular function: protein binding; transcription coregulator activity. Bases 1 to 624 code for a protein of 207 amino acids.
AUGCCUCCCAAAAAGGCCCACGACGACUCUGAACCGAAGUCGACCCACCCGAAAGAAAAGAACGGCCACGGCCAUGCCAAUGGGAAAAUGCGCCGUGUCGCCAGUUCCACCGGGUCAAACUUGAAGGAGGUUACGAACGCCGCGAACAUGCCGUCACCUCCCACCGAGGUGACAGCAACAAAUGCACCAGCUUCCAACCCAAGUGUGAGUCUACCCAUGGCCAGAGUCAAGAACCCCGUUGUCCCUCGUGACGCAAUCGCUUACGCCGAGCGUCGCGCCCAACAGAUCCAAUGGACCAGUUUCGACCGGGACUUUCUUCAUCGAUACCGCCGCGAGCACCACCUCACAACUCCGACCGCCUACGCAAGCGACUACCGCUCGUGGGUCUUGACCAAGCCCGGAAGCAUUGGCCUCUACUCCCCAACACUAGCAAGAAAGCAAGCCUUCCGGCGCCAGACGAAGGGCCAGCUGGCAAAUACGGUGCGGAAACACUUCAGCAGUCAGGCUGUCCAGGAGAAUGAUGCCGUCGUGGAUUUUGUCCACCGCGUCAGGCGAGGCCGGCUGACCAAAACGAGCACCUUGCCCAGGGCAGGGAAGAAGAUGACGGAACCCGACAGAAUAUAA